Molecule: messenger RNA, 592 nt
Organism: Notothenia coriiceps (black rockcod)
Lineage: Eukaryota; Metazoa; Chordata; Actinopteri; Perciformes; Nototheniidae
Product: nesprin-1-like
Exons: 4
Molecular function (GO): protein binding
Source: RefSeq, a predicted model, not a curated record
UGUGAUAGCAGCCCCCUGCUGUGUUCAGUGUGAUAGCAGCCCCCUGCUGUGUUCAGUGAUAACGGACCCCCUGCUGUGUUCAUGUGAUAACGGACCCCCUGCUGUGUUCAGUGUGAUAGCGGCCCCCUGCUGUGUUCAGUGUGAUAACGGCCCCCUGCUGUGUUCAUGUGAUAACGGACCACCUGCUGUGUUCAGUGUGCAGACCCUGCAGCAGAUGAAGACCCUCUGGAUGAAGUUCUCUCAGGACUUUGAGGCGUUCUCUCUGUGGAUCUCUGAGAAGGAGAAGCAGCUGGAGGUCCUGAAGUCCUCCUCGCUGCCUCUGGAGGAGCAGAUCAGCUCCGUCAAGGCUGUGUCUGCAGAGCUGCAGGCCCAGAGGGGGGUCUCCUCUCAGCUGGAGGGGGGGUCCCAGGCUCUCUCUCAGUUCGUCUCCUCGGGGGAGGGGUCCCGCAUCAAGGCCCGGCUGACCCAGAUCGGGCGGUACUGGGAGGAGCUGCAGGAGAGCGUGCAGCAGCAGGAGGAGGCGCUGCAGGAGAGCGCCACCUACCUGCAGAGGUUCACCUGCAGCCUGCAGCAGGUACGCACUCUCACUGGG